Messenger RNA from Prunus persica (peach), 681 nucleotides. RefSeq names its product glutaredoxin-C9. The transcript has a single exon. The record is from RefSeq and is a predicted model, not a curated record. Lineage: Eukaryota; Viridiplantae; Streptophyta; Magnoliopsida; Rosales; Rosaceae. The coding region runs from base 66 to 524 and encodes 152 amino acids.
CUCUAUAUUACAUACUAAUCUCUCUCUGAUCUCUUACUUGAGCUUGCUUAAUUAGUACACACAAAAUGCACCAAGCAAUUCCAUACAAGUCAUGGGCACCAAUUGGCACCACCACCGUAGUACCACUGAUCAGACGUCCAAAUCCGACCGCUGUGGCGGCCGAAGACAAAAUCAUCCAAGGAACAAGGAAUGAUCAUGUGAUGAUCAAGAACAUGGUGUCCGAGACGGCGGUGAUCGUGUUCACGAGACGCGGGUGCUGCAUGGGACAUGUAGUGCAGCGAUUGCUUUUAGGCCACGGUGUCAACCCAACCCUGUACGAGGUUGGUGAGGGAAAGGAGGACGAGAUUGCUGUUGCAAAGGAGUUGGAGAUGAUUUGUGGUGGUUCGAAAUCAAAGGUGGUUGUUAUGUUUCCUGCUGUGUUUAUUGGUGGUGAGUUGUUUGGGGGAUUGGAAAGUGUUAUUGCUGCUCAUAUAUCUGGGGAAUUGGUUCCCGUUUUGAAACAAGCUGGGGCCUUGUGGCUUUGAUCUUACUUUUUCAUUUUAAUGUAGAUUUUUUUGGAAUUGUUGGGUUCUCUUUUUUGCUGGAAUUUAGGAAUUGUUGGCAUUUUCCUAGCUUGUGUGUAGAUUUUAGAGUUUGGGAUACGAAUUUGUUGUUGAACAAAAUAAAGACGGUCUUUCUUCA